Messenger RNA from Xyrichtys novacula (pearly razorfish), 11797 nucleotides. Lineage: Eukaryota; Metazoa; Chordata; Actinopteri; Labriformes; Labridae. The record is from the annotation of a GenBank genome assembly.
GACCUGUACCCACAAGUAUAAGGUUAGGAUAUAGGCCACAAGUGUCCAUCCAUGCAAGGUGAAUUCGCUCCAUUUGGACAUCUCUGACACGAUUCACCCCCCAUAUCUUGGCAUGAUGGCGUCAUCCUUGGCACAAUACACGCCCCUAAAAAACAUCAGCAUUUGAUGAUUGUGAUCACAAAAACACAGAGACAACUGGACCGUUCAUGGACUGUACAGCAGUGAGUUGAUAUUUAUUCAUUAAUCUGAACCAGCCUAAAAUAACUAGUUUUUAGUUUCGUGUUUCCUGGUUUUAAAGCUGUGUUGUGACAGUCCUACGUAACUGUUGCACUGUUGUAAAUGAAAACUCUGCUCUCUCUACAGGACAUGUUACUGUCAUGCAUGACUGCUUUCUGCAUCUUAUUCGGUGAGAAAAACACUACAGCCAGAACUACAAAGAAGAGAACUGAUGGGCUGUCCCCACACAGUUGCGGACACCAUAUCUGCAAGACACACCCCAAUGAGCAAACGAUGUACCAACAUCCUAUUGUCAUCAAAUCGGCAUCGGGUGGAGUCCAAAAAACUACCAGGGGUGAUGAAGAACAUGAGCUGCUGUUCCUGCUGCCCCCCCAUCUCUCUCACCCUCGUUUUCUACGAUCAAAGUUAAUAAAAUGUCUUUUGAACUUAAAUCUUAUUGUUUAUAUUAUUUGUGUUGAUAUAGUCUUUUGGUCAUGUAAAUGUUUUUGAAUUUAGUCUCCAACAAUAAUCAUAAAGGUGAGGCCCACAAUCAAUCAAUCAGACCUCAUUUUUAAAGCACUUUUCAUACAUGGAGUGUAGCACAAAGUGCUGUCCAUUCAUGCAGGAUAUAAAAAAAAACAAUGAAGUAGGGGAGACCAGGGCUUCUUGUCACAUGGGUAAGUUGUCACACCGCAGUUAUCUUUGCCACCAGAGGGCGCAACUAAAAAAUGAAAUACUAGUUUUUUUCCUUUACAUGGUCAGGGGUCAUGUCCUGUCUGAGAAGAGAAGAGAACAUUGUGAGCUGAGAUAGGCACCAAUUAACCAUUUCACACAACCCAAAGUAAAAAAAAAAAAAAAACUUUAUAUAUUUUAAAAUAAGCUUCUUCCAGAUAAAAAUCCCAGCAGUGAUACAUGUGGACUUGUUAGAGGAGGGAUUAAGGCAUCCUCUCAUACCUCAGUCAUUGUUCUGUUUUAAGCUAACUUUAUUUUUACAGAGAAAAGAGUGGUUUUAAGUAGAGGAGAAAGCAAGAAGACGUGGUCAGGAAUUACAUAAGAAAAAACAGAACAUGGCAGUGCAGUACCUGACGUGUUGCUGAGGGCAGUCAGACAGAUGACCAUAGCUAAUAAAUCAAUCUGGAGGACAAUAAAGGACUUUAAUGUCAACUACCAAAUCUUGGCUCUGUACUGCAAAACAUCUGAGGAAAUCUCAAAUUAUUUUCCAAUAACAAGUCAUUAUACAGUUUUUUGAAGGUGUCUCUGGAUGGAAAUGUUUAGAGUUAAGUGGUUUAAAGUGUGAUCACAAGGGGUGAGGAAAAAUCUUCAGAAACAUUUUCCUCAUUUAUUGAAUCAAGUAAAUUCAGUUCAAUGAAACAUCCAGGAGUUCAAUAUCUGAAAUUCAUUCAUUUCUCUGUGUGUUACAUGGUUAAUUUUGAAUAUAGUUUUGUUAUUGUGUAUGAUUAGUAGGCUUGUUUCUUUUGGCCAACACUUAUUUUAAUUUUAGAGGACAAUGAGGUUGUGCUUCCAGCUGGAAAACAGAUCUUCUUAUCCGAGAAAUUCCAGUCAUUUCUCAGGAGAAAAGCACGGAAGUAAAUAAUUUUACUUGAGAUGGCUGAGCUUCAUUUAGCUGCAGGGUCUGUGUGCUGUGUGCGCCGGCCAACUGCAAUGACUGAGCGAUGUGAAUAAACAAAAGCACAUUACAUAAAGAAGUGGGAUGAUUUUCUUUAUGUUCUGAGUGGUCUUGGGAGAAUUUUAAGAAUAUUUGCAAUGCUACCAUUUGUUUAGUGGACUUGCCUCUCUUCGGGGCUCUUCCUGUUUGAAGGUUCCUCUGUUGCUGAAAGGAUCAAGAGUACCCAGAUGCAGCGCCAAGAUGGCGGACCCAAAGAUAAAAAACCACAUUUACAAAACGCAAUAAGUUUCCGCAUUACCUCCGAUUGGCGGACCCAAAACAUGAACUUUGAACUUCUGCUUUGCGAUGCCAGAACAGUAGGUGGCGGUAUGUACCUACACUUUCUGACGGCAAAAUUUACAGAAGAAGAAGAACUCUCAGGAAGUUUGAAAAGAAGCAAGCCGUCCGCAUUCAUUCAAUCUCACCUCCGACCACUCAAACUAACCCUAACCCUGCAUUCCAUUGUUUCCAUCAUGGGAAAUCUAAGUGACGCUCUCAAAUUAACAGGAACAUUGCGCAGAAGAUAUGUCCUGGGCAAUGGACUGAGAAAACGGGCAGAGAUUUGGAGGUAUUUGUGCAUGCUCUAUAUUACAGUUGAAAAGUGUAUAACAGCUUUCCAAUGCUGUUACUUGUGGCGAACACCUUUUUGCUUGAGUUGAUGCGUGCCCGCAGGUGGAAUAAUGUCACAUGUCACACACAUUUUCUGUUGUUUUGAUUUAUUUACUCAUUCAUCAUUUUAUGUGCGCACCUCUCCUAAUCAACCCACCCAUUAAAUAGACGGGCACAAUAGCACCAUCUGCUGGCACAAAAAAUACAUAACAAUAAACUGCAAAACCCCAAUCUGGCUCCUACAAAGUGUAUGUGACAAGAUGAUUAACGUUUGCUUUUGUUAAAUCAGGGCUUCCCCAGCCAGGACUUCGGCUCAGACUGUGGCAUAUUCAUGUUGAUGGUAGGUCAUAACGAGCUGUAAUGCACAAAUAUUGUAUCUAGAAUAACUUUCCAACAUGGACUUUUUUAAAGUUAUCUCACAUGUUGUCUCAUAAUUUUUUUUUUAAAGUCUGCCAUGUACAUCGUUAUGGAGUCACAGUUUGACUACUCAGUUGUAAGUACUUUUCAACACGCAGUGUCAUCCUCAAGAUUGUAUUUUGUAUUGUGCACUAAAAUGAAAUACAAACAACAAUUUCAGCAUGACAUGCCUGUUUGGCGGCGAUGGUGGUGCCUGUUGCUCCUGGAGAACAAUUCUUUGAACAGGUAGACAGUUUAAGUAAACUAGAUGUCCUAAUUAACUGGAAGACAAUCAAUAUAUUGUACUUAAAGACAUAUUGUCAUUACAGUUGUGGGAAAAUCUUCGCCCACUGGACCAAAGAAUGUCAAGAGCUCAUUGCUGGAAAGCAUACUCCGGUCUUCAGUCUAAAGAGGAAGGCAGAGCAGCAGGACACAGAGGUUAGGAAAUUGCCUUGUAAAAACAGUAUUAUCUCAGUGGGAGUCCUUCAAAAUGCACACAGUUGUAUGGAUCAACAUUGUCUCGAUGUAUUUGGUAAUUGAUGUUACUUUUCAAAUUGCCUUGUCAAGGAAACCAUGACGCAGACGGUAUCGGAUGUCCAAAGAAUGUGCAUGGCAGAUUCAAUGCAAUUCUGUGUCUACCAGACAUCGAACAACACAGGAGAGAGGUGUGUUGCAGACUCAAUUUAAUAAAUGCAAUUAUCGGGGCCUAUUCAGUGAUUUUCCAUGAAGUGACCACUUUUACAUAUAGUUUAAAUGCACGAAUCAUGCAGGAAAAUUAUUUAUACAUUCAAAUGUGCUGCAGAGGUAUAAUCAAUUGGACAGCGUGUUUGUUUAAUAUUAUGUUUGUCUCUCAUUUGAUCAGAUUGCUUUACCCUGAGGUAAACGUCAUAAAAUGGGUCCAGUGCAAGACGUGCAGGGGCUGGCUGCAUCAGGAUUGUGCUGGGAUUGAAAUGGAGCCGUUUGACUGCGGGUGCGAGGACUCCAUUGAGCAUCCUCGGUAUAACAUAAUUUAUCAAGGAAACAUAGUAUCAGUCAAAAAUACGAGGCUCAAAGGAUGAAAAAAUGAGGGCUUGCUCUUUUCUUAUUUCUCUGCAGGAUCAAGGAUGCUGUUGACAGUUGAGGAAUUCAUGCUGUCUUUUCUAAGACACAGAUCAAGGUUGCUUUUGAAUGCACUAUCAGUUGUUAAAGCCACCGUUUCUUUUUCAGAUGAUUACAUUUUUGUCUCUUGCUCUUUGGUUUCAGACAUUACACGAUGAUCUACUGUCUGGAAAGAUCCGCUCCAACAGAAUGUUCCUUUGGAGGAAUCCCGCCACCUCACUCCGACUAAAGCAGCAUCUUAAGAUAAGGACACUAAGUUGGAGUGAGCAGCGCGUAAGUAAAAAUGCCAUCCAUCAUGAGUAUUUUUACUCUCAGGGGUGUUACAUUUGAAAGGUGUUUACUUUCUGUGUUUUUCUUCAAUAGAUGUUCGAGCUCCUGCGGUUCAUUGAGGUGGCAACAAACAUUUCUAAAAAAAUAAAGAGAGGCGAGAUUCAUCUGCUUGAUUUCGUUUUUGACGUCAUGCUCCCAGAGGUGAGUAGAUCAAACUAUAUAGCUUGCUUUGAAAAAUGAUGAUAUUGUUAAGAGGUUGUUCUUAUUCAUUUGGAAAGCUCAAGAACAACAAUUAACCCAUACUGCAUAACUUCAAUUGUUCACAUUAUUUGACUGUUUUUCAGCUUUUGAUCAAAGCACUGAAGGAGCAUGGCAUCAACCGGUUCAGAGCAGAGCUGAUGAUGGCCUGUGGCAACGUGUUUUAAGCCCCCCACCACACCGACGGCAGUGCUGAAUUUUGUAUAUAUAUAUUUUUUUUUACUGUUCACAAUUUUGUUUGGAAAAAAUUAAAGAAAUCUUCAAAGCAGUUGUAUGACAAUUUCCCAUUUCUUUACACAGUCUGUAAUGAUAUCGCUAUUCAAUUGUUUUUGCUAUAUGGCUCUUCUGAACCUUAAAGAGAUCAUGUGACUUGUGUCUCUACAACUAUUGUAUACUUGGAUUUUGCACAGUCAAGCAAUCCUGAAGAGGUUCACCAGGAAGCACACCAUUUCAUAAAUUAUGUCCCUGGUUACACAAUGUUACUAAAGGAUGGGGGGAGUAAAUUUGUGCAGCAACAUAAGCACUCUCAUAAAACAUAAUUAUGAACAACAGAAAAUAUGUGAGGGUCAGGGCAACAUUGUUGACAUUAAACGAGGUCCUAAUAGGAGUGGAGAAACAAGGUCACAGAGAAGUUAAGAAACAUUGAUGUGCUGUGUAAUAAAGCUAUUGGAGAGAAAAGUUAGAAAACACUGUUAUAUGAUGUGUAACGAGAGGUUAAAACAGUCCAUACUUGUAGCAAACUCUUACAAAAGAAUUUGAGUAAGAUGAUAACUUCUACAUACAUUUACCUAUUCUGACAAAUUAUCAGAAUAUGAGGACAUCAGGCUAUAUAUACAUAUUACUGUAAACUUCAGAAUUAAAUCAGAACAAAACAGUAGUCAUAAUUAAUACAUAAACGUUUUAUUUUGAUUUUUAGCUCAAUAAUAAAUUUAAUUCGAUUCUUAUGGAAUGAACGGAGCAAAAAAAAAAGGAUCCGGCGACUAAAUCCGACUACCUGAAGUAUUUCGGCGCCGGAAGUCCGCCAACGAGAAAGCCUUUCCACCGGAAGUAAUUGUUUUGGGUCCGCCAAUCGGAGGAACUUAUUGCGUUUUGUAAAUGUGGUUUUCUAUCUUUGGGUCCGCCAUCUUGCGCUGCAUCUGGUCACCUCUCGAAAGGAUUGAGGGGUGCUAUGGCGGGACAUAUACAUUUCCGUUAAUGUAUACACUUCCUCUCUUCAAUGAAAAGCUGUACUUCACUCCCAGAGCAGGUGGAACAAGGAAAAUAAUGAUGGAUGAUGGAGAGGUGGGCAGCAUCUUGAACUUUUAUUUAAGCUAUCCCUCUUCAUAUUUUGAGAUUCUUGCAUGAAAGGAUUAUGUACACGGACCUGUACCCACAAGUAUAAGGUUAGGAUAUAGGCCACAAGUGUCCAUCCAUGCAAGGUGAAUUCGCUCCAUUUGGACAUCUCUGACACGAUUCACCCCCCAUAUCUUGGCAUGAUGGCGUCAUCCUUGGCACAAUACACGCCCCUAAAAAACAUCAGCAUUUGAUGAUUGUGAUCACAAAAACACAGAGACAACUGGACCGUUCAUGGACUGUACAGCAGUGAGUUGAUAUUUAUUCAUUAAUCUGAACCAGCCUAAAAUAACUAGUUUUCAGUUUCGUGUUUCCUGGUUUUAAAGCUGUGUUGUGACAGUCCUACGUAACUGUUGCAGUGAUGUAAAUGAAAACUCUGCUCUCUCUACAGGACAUGUUACUGUCGUGCAUGACUGCUUUCUGCAUCUUAUUCGGUGAGAAAAACACUACAGCCAGAACUACAAAGAAAAGAAGAGAACUGAUGGGCUGUCCCCACACAGUUGCGGACACUAUAUCUGCAAGACACACCCAAAUUAGCAAACUAUGUACCAACAUCCUAUUGUCAUCAAAUCGGCAUCGUGUGGAGUUACAAUUUUGAUUAAUCCCAUUUAAAGUUAAAAAAACUACCAGGGGUGAUGAAAAACAGCCAUACAGUUGCGCUUAAAGGUGCUGCCAGAGAGAGCAAGUAUCAAAGAGGAAGAAAAGAAAAUUACAGAGAUUACACUGUUUACUGCAGUGUAGUUUAGUUAAAAGAAAUCUUAAACUCAACACAUUUUGGGUUUCUCAAGGCUUCAUCCUGCGCCCACUCUCCUCCGGUUUCCGUCACACUUGAUUCAGUCCUCACAUCACGUGAUCUACCAUUAGCCUGAAGGGCCGGACACAAUGUCCGCUGUUCAUCGAGGCUCCACAGAUAUAUAUAUAUAAAUGAUCAACGAUCAAAGUUACUAAAAUGUCUUAUGAACUUAAAUCUUAUUGUUUAUAUUAUUUGUGUUGAUAUAGUCUUUUGGACAUGUAAAUGUUUUUGAAUUUAGUCUCCAACAAUAAUCAUAAAGGUGAGGCACAUAUUCAAUCAAUCAAACCUCAUUUUUAAAGCACUUUUCAUACAUGGAGUGUAGCACAAAGUGCUGUCCAUUCAUGCAGGAUAUUAAAAAAAAACAAUGAAGUAGGGGAGACCAGGGCUUGUUGUCACAUGGGUAAGUUGUCACACUGCAGUUAUCUUUGCCACCAGAGGGCGCAACUAAAAAGUGAAAUACUAGUUUUCUUCCUUUACAUGGUCAGGGGUCGUGUCCUGUCUGAGAAGAGAAGAGAACAUUGUGAGCUGAGAUGAGCACCAAUUAACCAUUUCACACAACCCAAAGUAAAAAAAAAAGAUUUUAUAUAUUUUUAAAAUAAGCUUCUUCCAGAUAAAAAUCCUAGCAGUGAUACAUGUGGACUUGUUAGAGGAGGGUUUAAGGCAUCCUCUCAUACUUCAGUCAUUGUUCUGUUUUAAGCUAACUUUAAGCAAGAGCUGGAAUUUGCAAACAUGAUAGUUUGGGGCAACAUGUCUCAGUCAUUUUGGGGUUAGUUGUCGCAUUUAAGAGAUUAAAAUGAACACAGAGAGUCUGCUUAUCAGCAGUUGUCACAUUGAAAUCUUGACUUCAUUUUUACAGAGAAAAGAGUGGUUUUAAGUAGAGAAGAAAGCAAGAAGACGUGGUCAGGAAUUACAUAAGAAAAAACGAACAUGGCAGUGCAGUACCUGACGUGUUGCUGAGGGCAGUCAGACAGAUGACCCUAGCUAAUAAAUCAAUCUGGAGGACAAUAAAGGACUUUAAUGUCAACUACCAAACCUUGGCUCUGUACAGCAAAACAUUCACCCCAGCCAAAAAACAAAGUCAGACAGCUCUCCAAACUCCAGAGCAUGUUACAUAAUAUUUCAUGUUAAUGUUUGUUAAAUGACUUUUUCUAGCUCAGUGAUAAAUGUUUUCUGUGCCUGACUUUGAUGUGCACUUUCAGGUAAAACAAUGAGAAAAAUAAUAAUUUUGUCCUUGUUUUGUUGCAAAAUCCACUGUGACAUCUUACCCCAUGUAGUGAGACAACUUACCCAAUGGUGGGGCAACAUGUCACAUGUUCACACUCUCUAUUUGAUUGCUUAUAACUUUGCACUGAUGCAAGAUAUGAAAAUGACAUGAAUACAAAACAUAUACCUGAGACUUUGGUCUUUCAUCUGGUACCCAUUUUGUUUAUGUGUGAUGUAUUGAUUACAAGAAAAAUACAAGAGUGUAAAAAGUGUGACAACAAGCCCCGGUCUCCCCUAAAAUAAAUACAAAUACCAGACCCCACCCACCCUCCCAACCCCCAUUCAACACAAACAGCACUCACAUGCUCACACACACAGAUGCACACUCAGAGGACCAGAUAAGGGCUCUUGAACUUGCCACAGAUGAGUGAGGAAACGCUAUCUUGAGUUAAAAUAGAUGUAAAUAAUUUUACUUGAGAUGGCUGAGCUUCAUUUAGCUGCAGGGUCCGUGUGCUGUGUGCACCGGCCAACUGCAAUGACUGAGAGAUGUGAAUAAACAAAAGCACAUUAUAUAAAGAAGUGGGAUGAUUUUCUUUAUGUUCUGAGUGGUCUUGGGAGAAUUUUAAGAAUAUUUGCAAUGCUACCAUUUGUUUAGUGGACUUGCCUCUCUUCGGGGUUCUUCCUGUUUGAAGGUUCAUCUGUUGCUGAAAGGGUUGAGGCGUGCCGUGGCGGGACAUAUACAUUUCCGUUAAUGUAUACACCUCCUCUCUACAAUGAAAAGCUGUACUUCACUCCCAGAGCAGGUGGAACAAGGAAAAUAAUAAUGGAUGAUGGAGAGGUGGGCAACAUCUUGAACUUUCAUUUAAGCUAUCCCUCUUAUUAUUUUGAGAUUCUUGCAUGGAAAGAAAUAUGACAAGUUCAGCAUCUGUUUAGAGCAAACCAGGUUUGAAACAGGAGAUAUUUAUUUAUAUGUUUUUCUUUACAUACUUAGUCAAAGGAUCCACGUUUAAAAGUGUCCAGUUACUCUGCUCGGAUGACUGAUCUGACAGAGGAAGAUACUGGAAAUUUUUCCGCCAUCUUUGGUUUGAUGAUUAAUGUCGAUGAACUGCAUGUUUCAGGUGAGACUGUAACACUGUACUUGCAGAUCAUUCGAUCAAAAAUAAGCUAUUUCCUGCAAUUUAAUGCACCAUUACUAAACGUUUCCCUGUUUUAUUUUGUAUGACCCUUUUUAGUUUGCACUGACCCUGUCAGCAGGUUGUCUGGUCAAAGCUACUUUGGUGACAUUCCUCAAGAGGCUGAAUCCCUGGAGUUCUCUACCCAUCUUAGCAACACCUCAUCAAAGGUCCUGUGGAGCCGCUCUGAUCCUCAGACCAGUCAAGGAGGCAGAGCAGAGGUGAGGAGUGAUUCUUGGAAGAUAACCAAGCUCACCCAGGAGGACAAUGGCUACUACAUCAUCAGGCGGAGGGACAGAUCACUGCUGUCCAGGAUGCUGCUCACUGUGGAGGGUGAUAAAAGAAUCUUGGCAGAUGGUGAAAUUGAUCUUUACGUUGCCGUGGAUCUUUUUAAAUGUAAUUUUAAUGUUUUAAUCUUUCUCACUUGCAGGGAAAUACUCAACAUAUUCAAAAUUUGCAGGUGAGAAGCUCAUCAUCAGAUAUCCUUCAACUCUUUCCCCUUGGACUGUGCGGGUUAAACUUGAUGGAGCAAGGAGUUACAUAGCAGUGGUUAAUGCAGGCAGUCUGCUCACGGACAGUAACCCUUACUCAUAUUCCAAGCAGUUUAAUGACAGGGUUCAGCUCUUGCCUGAUGGCAUACAGAUUGAUCGUUUAGAAACCAGAGACUCUGGCACCUAUGCAUUUGAAGACAAGCACAACAACCUGGGUCUGACCGUAAAUCUGGAGGUACACCCUGGACGUACCGGUAAGCGACAGGGGGGUUUAAAGUUUCAGGAAGAAAAAAUGAAAAUUAAUUGUAAAUUUAGUGGUGAUUCUCUCUAAUGCCACUGACCCCUACCCAUUUCUCCUGCCUUUGCAGCAUUUCCACCUGUGUCUGUCAUUGUUCCUUAUUUUGUUGGGGCCAUCCUUGCAGCUGUUGUUUGCUUCUGCUGUGUGAAAAAGUGCUGCAUUAAAGGCCAGGCUGCCUCUCAGACUGAAGUAGCACCUUAUCCCAAUCAUCAUGUAAGCGUGUCUUCAAGCAGGCAAUCACACCAAGUGUUUGGAAUAUGUGUUAUCAAUUUUAAUCCAUUAUCUGUGUUUCAAUUGUAGGACAAGGACCAAUCUACAGUUCCAAGUUCUUCUCCUUCACCUGCUCCAGCUCACUCUUACCAGCCAAUAAAUCCUGGUGUUUCUAGAGAGACUGCAAAUCCCUCCUCUGACCCAACGGUAAGUGUGAAAGUUUUCCAACUAUCAGGAUGAUAAAUGAUGAACUCAGUUAUGGGUUCAUUGCUUUGUUGCUGAUAGAUCAACUGAGAAUAACUGAAAAAAGACACUGUUAAGACCUCCACAGCUUGCCUAACAAUCAUCUCAUUUUAAGUUUUUACCAAUGUCUACGUCAUCCAGAGGUUGCUAUUUGUAUAUUCAUGGAUGUGUUGUGAUUUAAAAAUGGUUCAGCUGAUUCAGUGUUAUUUUCAUGCGACCUGUUUAUUUUUUUAAUCCCAGAAAAAUUGUAUUAAACUAUUUUUUUUUUUUACUCCUGACUAAUAUUUAUCUUCUACUCUAGGACUACAGUGCAGUGGUGAACAUCCCAUCAUCCGAGGAACAAAUACAAACACCUGUAAUGUGUCAAUUCUUUUUUUAAUGCAUGCAAUUUACCAGCAAUGGUAGUUUGUAAGGGGGAAAUAAUGCCAUAUGUUUUUCUAACCUGUUUCAUCAUUAACAUAAACGUUGACCUUUUUUUUGGUUCCUUCUCUUUAGGUUACACCCGUGGGAGGUCAUGAGGACACUCCAGCCCCUACAUUUGGAAUAGAUAAUCUCUCUUCGGACCAUGAGCCGAGGUUUGAGCUGGAAGGAUUGACCAUCCCCUCUGCUCCCCCCCUCAGUUCAGACCUAAGGGUCUGCGAUGUUGAUUCAUCAGAGAAAUUCAAUUUUCUGUAGGAAACACCGAAAAUGAGCAUGAGAUGAAAUCAGCGUUGUGCCCUCUGAGCAGUCAUUUUGGUCCUUCAUUUCAGUGUGAAGAAGAAAUAAAGAAAUAAUAAAGAAUCAAGAAAUCAAUAAUGCUUGCAAAUGCUUUGAGAAAUGCACUUAGAGAAAGGAACAUGCAACAAUGCAUCAAAGUGGCUUUUGUUGUUACGUCAUGAAGUGAUAUUCAGCACUGUUUGAUUUCUGUGUUUCAAUGUGAACAUCUUUUUCAGGCCUGAUCAGGGUUUUUGUUGUUUUUUUUUAAUGUCUAAAAACAUCUUCAAAAUGUGUGCUGGUAUCUCCAUGAGAGAAGUAAAGAUAAGAAAGGAAAAUGAACAAUGUAAACUUCAGACCAAGUUGCUCAGGGUCAAUAUCAAAUUUCUGAAGUAUUCUGGGAAUGAGCCUACCGUAUCAUCAAAGAUACAAUGAGAUUUAUUAGAAACAGGUAAAAGUACAUUUUUGCAAAUCUUCAUGUCCAUUAAAGUGUUAUAAAGGAAUGCAGUCAUGUCAAUUGUAGUCUUUUCAGUAUUUUUCAAAAUAUUUGCUUCGUUCUUGGUAACUCAGCUUUAGUGAAUUUCAUUGCCUAUCCCUAGAAAUGGGUGAUAAAUUAUCAUUCACCAUUUAUCGUCAGGAAAUUCCUCCACAAUAAAUAUUUGCCAUCUCACGAUAAAUGUGGUAAAUGCAAGUCGAUGAUGUUGGGGCAAGUGACGGACUUGAAGCCGUAGCCCACACAGAUUAGAAUAACAAACAAACAAACAUAACUGAAGGUGGUGAAGAAGAUGUCUCUGAGCAGCUUGUUGCCAAACAAGUCUCCACUUGAAGGAUUUGGGGUUUAGACAAGUG